AUGGCAUCCUUCUCCAAUCAACCCCUCCAACCCCUCCAGCCCCAACCAGACGACACCAUCACCAUCCCCCCCUUGGACCCCUCCAACCACACCCACACCAUCAUCUUCCUCCACGGCCGCGGCGACAACACCCGCUCCUUCACCAACUUCCUCCGCUGCUGGUCCUCCUCCCGCGGCCGCACCCUCAUCCAAACCUUCCCCACCAUCCGCUGGGUCUUCCCCCAGGCCCCGACCCGCAUCGUAGCCAGCAGUGUCCGAACCAAUACCAACAACAACAACGGCGGCGCGGGAGCAGUCUACCCGCCCUAUCAAACAAUGCCCCAAUGGUUCGACGUCUGGACCCCGCAGAAUUUCGCUCAGCGCGAAGAGAUCCAGCUCCCCGGCUUGCGGGAAAUGGUCCCCGCCGUGCGGGAGUUGAUCCGGCGUGAGGCGGAAGACCCGAUCGCUGAUCCGCGCGAGGGCAGGGGACUGAACGGGCGCUGGGAUAGGGUCGUGCUCGCGGGUAUUAGCAUGGGGUCUGCGACGUCGCUGCAUACGCUGCUGAACUUGGAUGUGCCUGCUUCCGGAGGGGGGAGGUUGGGGGCGUAUAUGGGGUUUUGUGGGCGGUGUCCGUUUCGGGGGCGGACGUUGGGGGAGAUGAGGGGGUUGUUGGGGGUUGCUGGGGCGCCUGUGGGUGGUGAGAAUGAGACGAUCAGGCGCACGCCGGUGUUGUUGGAGCAUAAUGUGGAUGAUCCGUUGGUGAAGAUUGAGAAUGGAAGGGAUGCGAGGGAUAUCUUGGUUGGGUUUGGAGCGCAGGUGGAGUGGAGGGAGUAUCCGAGUGGGGGGCAUUGGUUUCAGGAGCCGGAGGGGAUUGAUGAUGUGGUGAACUUUUUGGCGAGGGCGGUUGGGGUGGUGCAGGCGCCGGAGACUCGUGGUCCCGGAGUUGGGCAAUAUGUUCAUGGGAGUUGA
This is a messenger RNA of Dichotomopilus funicola, 948 nucleotides long. Its product is annotated as Alpha/Beta hydrolase protein. Gene Ontology annotation, cellular component: cytoplasm. The transcript is spliced from 2 exons. Bases 1 to 948 code for a protein of 315 amino acids. Lineage: Eukaryota; Fungi; Ascomycota; Sordariomycetes; Sordariales; Chaetomiaceae. Gene Ontology annotation, molecular function: palmitoyl-(protein) hydrolase activity; carboxylic ester hydrolase activity. Gene Ontology annotation, biological process: protein depalmitoylation. The record is from RefSeq and is a predicted model, not a curated record.